Messenger RNA from Apis florea (little honeybee), 1239 nucleotides. RefSeq lists its product as uncharacterized. The record is from RefSeq and is a predicted model, not a curated record. Lineage: Eukaryota; Metazoa; Arthropoda; Insecta; Hymenoptera; Apidae. Gene Ontology annotation, cellular component: dendrite; membrane; axon. Gene Ontology annotation, biological process: sensory perception of taste; male courtship behavior; chemosensory behavior.
UGAUAUUGUUUUAAUUUAAUAAAGCUCUUCAAAUGAUUCAUCGAUUAACAAAAUGUAAUAGAAAACGAGUUAAAAAUUGUAAAAAACAAUCAUCGUCUCUACGCUUUGGAAAUUAUGCAUCAUUAAUCUACUAUAUUGCAUUCAUUAAUCGUUUCAUGGGUUUUUUACCUUACAAACUCGAAUCGUCGAAAUUUAUGUACUCGAAAUUAUACUCCGUUUUCUCUACAAUCAUAAUUAUUAUUUAUUUAUUUUUCGCAAUUAUCUCCUUAUAUGAAAUUAAUUUUUAUAUCAUAAUAGAUGACGGGAUAUCUAAAAGGUUGCAUCGUAAUUCUAUUGCGUUAUUUGGUCCUGCAAUAUUCAUUUGUAGUUAUGUCUCAAAUCGAUCAACGAUUCAGGCGAUUCAACGUGUUCAGGAUGUUUCUCACGCAUUCUCUGCAGAAACUUUUAACAAAUUGAUCAAAACACUCCUUAUAAAAGAUAUAAUAUUCCUUGCCCCAUUAGGAUUUUUUAUACCGUAUAUGAUAAUCAAACAUGAUUUUCAAGUUUUUCUUUGUAUUUGUUGGUAUUCAUUUUUUGGACUUCUUAUAAUAAGCAUUUUAUACGUGAACAAUGUGUACAUAUUAAAUGCCUGUUUCAAAUUUAUAAAUAAUUCUUUAAUAAAGAUUAAAAACAUUCUAAUCAACGAUGAGCCUCAUCUUCUCAGAAGAGAGUAUCAUAUGAAAAAAAAUCCCAUUUUGCUUAUGGAAUUGAGGAUUCUUAAGAAACAAUAUACGGAAUUGAUAGAAGCGGUUCAGUUAUUAAAUCAUUCAUACAGUUUGAAAAAUGAAAUGAUAUUAUUGAUGUUAUUCUUCGAUAUUACGUUCAACUUAUACUUUUAUCUAAUAUUAUACAAUACAGAAGUAGGCAAGUUCACAAAGAUAGACAUUACUCUUGGAUUUGCGAUUUUCUAUACCGUAUAUAUUGUUACUUCUUUUUUAAUCAUUGAAAUUAUUAGAGUCCAAAUGAAAAAAAUUGGCUCAAAUAUUCAUAAAAUUCUCGUACAUACCUUUGACGAUCAAAUUAUGGCGGAGUUGGAGUUAUUUUCCUUAGAAGUGCUGCAAAAAGACAAUACAUUUAUAAUGUUGGGACUUGAAAUAGACUUGACUCUUGUGACGAAGGUAAGUAAAAUGAAAAGGUAAGUAAAAUGAAAAAUUUAUCGAGGAUGAUCAAUUUUUUUUUUUUUAUCAAUUCUAUUUUAUU